This is a messenger RNA of Talpa occidentalis (Iberian mole), 2047 nucleotides long. RefSeq names its product ethanolamine kinase 1 (gene ETNK1). Gene Ontology annotation, biological process: phosphatidylethanolamine biosynthetic process. The transcript has 8 exons. The record is from RefSeq and is a predicted model, not a curated record. Gene Ontology annotation, molecular function: ethanolamine kinase activity. NCBI's taxonomy places the organism in Eukaryota, Metazoa, Chordata, Mammalia, Eulipotyphla, Talpidae. Gene Ontology annotation, cellular component: cytoplasm. The coding region runs from base 214 to 1305 and encodes 363 amino acids.
CGGCCCCGGCUCAGUUCAGCUGCUGCCCAGCCCCGGGUCGGCGCCCGCGCCGCCUCCCGCCGGUCUCCCGCCGCUCGCCCGUCAGUCUAAGCGCCCCCAGCCCUCCCGCGAGGGCGCCCCGGGACGGAAGGAGCCACCAGCCUGUCGGCGCCCGCAGCUCUCGUGGUCGCCGUCGCCGUCGUCGUGGUGGUAGUCUCCGCCGUCGCCUGGGCCAUGGCCAACUACAUCCACGUCCCGCCCGGCUCCCCGGAGGUGCCCAAGCUGGACGUCACGGUGCAGGAUCAAGAAGAGCAGCGCUGCCGGGAGGGGGCCCUGAGCCUCCUGCAACACCUGCGGCCGCACUGGGACCCCCAGGAGGUGACCCUGCAGCUUUUCACAGAUGGAAUCACAAAUAAACUUAUUGGCUGUUAUGUUGGUAAUGCAAUGGAGGAUGUAGUCCUGGUGCGAAUUUAUGGCAAUAAAACUGAAUUGUUAGUGGACCGAGAUGAGGAAGUGAAGAGUUUCCGAGUGUUGCAGGCUCAUGGCUGUGCACCUCAGCUCUACUGCACCUUCAACAAUGGACUGUGCUAUGAAUUUAUACAGGGAGAAGCAUUGGAUACAAAGCAUGUCUGCAACCCUGCUAUUUUCAAGCUAAUAGCACGUCAGCUUGCUAAAAUUCAUGCUAUCCAUGCACAUAAUGGCUGGAUUCCCAAAUCUAACCUAUGGCUGAAGAUGGGAAAAUAUUUCUCUCUUAUUCCCACAGGAUUUACAGAUGAAGCCACCAAUAAAAGGUUUCUAAGUGAUAUCCCAAGCUCUCAGAUUCUUCAGGAAGAGAUGACUUGGAUGAAGGAGAGUCUUUCCAACCUGGGCUCACCUGUUGUGCUUUGCCAUAAUGACCUAUUGUGUAAGAAUAUAAUCUACAAUGAGAAACAAGGUGAUGUACAGUUCAUUGAUUAUGAAUAUUCUGGAUACAACUACCUGGCAUAUGAUAUUGGAAAUCAUUUCAAUGAAUUUGCAGGUGUGAGUGAUGUAGACUACAGUCUCUAUCCAGAUAGAGUGCUACAGGGCCAGUGGCUGCGUUCUUACCUUGAAGCUUACAAAGAAUAUAAGGGCUUUGGAAAUGAAGUUUCUGAAAAGGAGGUAGAAGUACUCUUCAUUCAAGUCAACCAGUUUGCAUUGGCUUCUCAUUUCUUUUGGGGAUUGUGGGCUUUGAUUCAAGCCAAAUACUCCACUAUUGAGUUUGAUUUCCUUGGGUAUGCAAUUGUUCGUUUUAACCAAUACUUUAAAAUGAAGCCUGAGGUUACUGCAUUAAAAGUGCCUGAGUAAAGAAGAGAUUUAAUUAUUCUCAAGUAGCUGAACAAUGCUUGUAAAUCUUUUCUUAAGAAAUCCAAAAAGCCAAUAUUUGUUAAAAUUCUGUUAUUUAAUUUGGUUAUCUUGCUUUACGAAUUAUGCCUCUAAACAAUCUAUUUUUUAAAUAGGCUGAAUGAUGUCAAGAAUAUACCUACAGCUAUCAGUAUGUGGUGGAUUAGAAAUUUGUUAAAUCUGCAAAAAGGUAUAAGGAUGCCAGUUUAAUCCUUUCUUUGAUAAUUUAAUCUGUGUUAUAUGUGAAUUAUUUAUUAUGAAUUUAACAUGUUCCUGUGAAUGCGUUCAUCUGUUUUCAUUAGUCUGUUGAGUGUAAACAAUGAGAAUAUUGCAGAGAAAGUUUGUUUCACUUUAAUAAGAUUAAUUUUAGUAAAAUUCUAGAUACAGUGUAACCUUUUUAUUUUCAUGCACUGUAAGUAAAAUGAAUCAUUUACUCUUGAAAUGCCAGGCACUGGUAUAGAUAACUUAGGAUAUUCAUAGAAAAAUACCUGUUUAGGAGGGUGAAAUACGUUCACCAUUUAUGCUAGUGGUACAUCUUUUUGAACUGAGUAUUGAAAAGGUUUCUUUUUAGGGAAUAUACUUAGAAUUAAAAUCCCCCUCCCUACAUAGUCUGGCAUAUAAAUAUUAAUAUUUACCAUAUAAUCCUGGAAUAGAUAUGAUUUCAUGUUACCAACAUUUGCAUUAAAUAAUAUUUUCAUAUACUAAA